AUGUCGUUUUCGUUUUUCAAGGCUUCGAGGCCUAAAACGCCGCAGGAGGUGGCCAAGUCUAUCAAGGAGAGCCUCAUGGCCCUCGAUACCAAAACCGUUGUUGAAGUUAAAGCCCUUGAGAAGGCUUUAGAGGAAGUUGAAAAGAAUUUUGUAACAAUGAGAACCAUGCUUUCUGGGGAUGGAGAGUCAGAACCAAAUUUGGAUCAGGUUUCGCAGUUAGUGGAGGAAAUGUGCAAGGAUGAUGUUCUUACUCUUCUAAUUCACAAGCUGCCUAUACUAGGAUGGGAAGCAAGAAAGGAUUUAGUCCACUGUUGGUCGAUAUUAUUGAAACAUAAAGUUGAUUCUGUUUCUUGCUGCGUCGAAUACAUUGAACAACACAUUGAUUUACUAGAUUUUCUUGUUGUAUGCUAUGAUAACAAAGAUAUUGCUUUGAGCUGUGGCAUAAUGUUGCGGGAGUGCAUCAAAUUUCCAUCACUUGGAAGAUACAUAUUGGAAUCUGCUAGUUUUGUGUUGUUCUUUAAAUUUGUAGAGUUGCCUAACUUUGAUGUUGCAUCUGAUGCAUUUUCUACCUUCAAGGAUCUUCUCACUAAGCAUGAAAACGUGGUCUCUGAAUUUUUGACAGCUCACUAUGAUGAGUUCUUUGAUUUAUACGAGAGACUUUUGACAUCUCCUAAUUAUGUCACAAGGAGGCAGUCUUUGAAGCUUCUUUCGGAAUUUCUUUUGGAAUCUCCUAACUCUCAGAUAAUGAAGCGGUACAUCUUAGAAGUUCGCUACUUGAAAGUCAUGAUGACAUUGCUGAGGGAUUCAAGUAAAAACAUUCAGUUAUCAGCCUUCCACAUUUUUAAGGUUUUCGUUGCUAAUCCCAAUAAGCCUGUUGAAGUAAAACUUAUUUUGGCGAAAAACCAGGAAAAGCUGCUAGAAUUGCUUCAUAAUCUGUCCCCAGGAAAAGGUUCAGAAGAUGACCAAUUUGAGGAGGAAAAGGAGUUUAUCAUCAAGGAAAUUAAAAGACUAUCAUGCUAA
Sphenostylis stenocarpa is the source of this 1020-nucleotide messenger RNA. Lineage: Eukaryota; Viridiplantae; Streptophyta; Magnoliopsida; Fabales; Fabaceae. The record is from the annotation of a GenBank genome assembly.